Messenger RNA from Cynara cardunculus var. scolymus (artichoke), 1557 nucleotides. RefSeq lists its product as uncharacterized. Lineage: Eukaryota; Viridiplantae; Streptophyta; Magnoliopsida; Asterales; Asteraceae. The transcript is spliced from 3 exons. The coding region runs from base 135 to 1151 and encodes 338 amino acids. The record is from RefSeq and is a predicted model, not a curated record.
GUUGGAUGCCACGUGUACUCACCGUCUUUUACUCUUACGCCUUCUCACCGAUGAACCCAACGUCAACUCCAAAACCCUAAAUUCAAAUCCCAAAUCUUCUCCAACUCCACUAUCCAAUUUCGAUCAAUCCGGUAAUGCUCUCCUCCAAGUCAUCCAAAUGGCUCCACCGCCUCCGCUCCUCCAGAGGCUUUCCGGAUUCCGAUCACAUUAACCUGGAGCACUUCCUCUCUAAUUCGCUCCACAAAAUUGAUCCCCAAACGUCUACGGAUUCUGCUCCUCUGGAUAAAAGACCCCGUCUUGAGAAACGUGAUGAUGGUGAAGCCAUCCAAGGGCGUGAUAUAAUAAACAAUGUACUGUCGGAGCUGUUUCAAAUGGGAGAAUUUCAGGAUUCGUCGAGAAUCAAGAGGAAAAAGAAUUGUAGGAAACAACAGUGCCCUAGAAUCUGUGUUCUUUCGACAAAUUCGGAUGCUCAAGACGUCCCUGUUCAAAAGGACAAGGAUUCUUCGCCGUUGUUGCCAUUGACUCUCACCAAUAGACGUAAAGUAAAGGAGCUCAAUCAAGAGUUGAAGGUUACGGAGCGUGUAGAAGAGGAGGAGGAGAAAGGUUAUUGGGAUCUUUCGGCUUAUUCGCAAACAGAGGUUACGGUUAUCGAUACUAGUGUUCCAUCUUGGAAGUUUGAGAAGAUGUUGUAUAGGAGAAAGAAUGUUUGGAAGGUUGGGGAUAAGAAAGGCAAGGGAUUAAUGAGCGGUGAUAGAAAGAAGAGAAAGGAACUUAUGAAUGAGAAUGGUGAUGUAGAGAAGAAGAAAUUGAAGCAUUGUAGUUCUUCAUCCAAGUCGGGAGAUGUAGAAGAGGGCGGGUUGAAGAAGAAGAAAAAGAAGAGGUUGAAGGCUUGCAAUUCAUCCAAGUAUGUCGAGAACGAUGAAGCUAUAGUUCGAUCAAAAUCCACUCAGGGACAUGAACAGUGCAAGACGUUGGUAGCAGUGCAUGACAAGAAGCAGGAUAAUUGUAGCCAAGUACAAGAAAAGAGUUCUUCCCUCAAGAAACAAAUAGAUGGAGGGUCUUCUGUGAUUAUUAUUAAAAGCAUUCCGACAACAAAUAAAAAGGAUAUUUCAGGCAUUUCAAAGAGCUGUGUGAAAUCUACGCAGAAAUAGUAAAAGGGUUUGAUAGAUAUGGUAUUUGGAAGAUCUGGGUGGUGGAGGAGCUUGAGAUAAAGACACAUCUUGGUUAAUGGCAUGGGCAGAAGCAGAAGUUGGGUUGAAUUGCUUUCAAAUGAAAUCUAACUUCAAGGGGAAGGUAAUCUUGUGAUGCCAGCCGGCUGCCAUAAAGCAAACAAGUUCCGAACCUUUUUAUCUUCUGGUUUGAAUAUUUUUCUGAAGAAAGGUGUCCAAUAUGCCAAAUCUGUCGCUGGCUUGCUUCGCAAUUUAUAGCAGAGGGUAGCCCCCCUUUUUAGUAGACUCCCAAUUUUAUCUUAGACAUGCAUGCUUGCCUUAUUUACAUUGUUGCUACUUCUUUUUGCUUCUUCGAGCCGGACCUAGGAAACCUUUAUAUAACGUAUGG